Messenger RNA from Aspergillus terreus NIH2624, 4473 nucleotides. Its product is annotated as pleiotropic drug resistance family ABC transporter. The transcript is spliced from 5 exons. The coding region runs from base 1 to 4473 and encodes 1490 amino acids. The record is from RefSeq and is a predicted model, not a curated record. Gene Ontology annotation, molecular function: ATP hydrolysis activity; ABC-type transporter activity; ATP binding. Gene Ontology annotation, cellular component: membrane. NCBI's taxonomy places the organism in Eukaryota, Fungi, Ascomycota, Eurotiomycetes, Eurotiales, Aspergillaceae. Gene Ontology annotation, biological process: xenobiotic detoxification by transmembrane export across the plasma membrane.
AUGGGCCUUCAACCAGCUCCGCCAGUCCCCUUUGGCGCCUCUGCGGUUGCUGCCUCCGCGGGGCUCGAAUUCGAAAAUGCGAUCCAGCAGCAUAUUCAUCGCAAUGGAGAGGGAGCGGGAAGCACAGAUACAACCGGUCGAGAUUCCGAGGAUGGCAUUGGGCCAGAGGGGCAGGGCAAGAUCGCCGCAUUGGCUCGAACCUUCUCUCAGAUGUCGCAGAAGAGUGCGCUGGGAGAGGGUACGAAUACCUUUCUCAAUCCGAACCACGAUCCUGAACUAGAUCCGCAAUCCGACAAGUUCAGCUCGCGCAAAUGGACAAAGAACCUCCUUCAUAUCACCUCGCGUGACCCAGAUCGCUAUCCACGUCGCACAACCGGUGUUUCGUUUCGCAAUCUCAACGCCUUUGGCUACGGGACGGCCGCCGACUACCAGGCGGAUGUCGCCAACAUGUGGUUGAAAGGGUUUGGAUGGCUUCGCGGUGCGCUGGGCUUUGGGAACAAGGUGCGCAUUGAUAUAUUGCGCAACUUUGAAGGAUUCGUCAAGAGUGGUGAAAUGCUGGUGGUGCUCGGUCGACCUGGAAGUGGUUGUUCAACCUUCUUGAAGACAAUCGCCGGUGAGACCCACGGCCUGUGGCUCGAUCAGGGAACGGAUAUCGAGUACCAGGGGAUAUCCUGGGACGAGAUGCAUAGUCGGUAUCGCGGUGAAGUCAUUUACCAGGCAGAGACUGAAAUUCAUUUCCCUCAACUGACCGCUGGUGACACCCUACUCUUUGCCGCUCAUGCCCGCGCGCCGGCCAACCGGUUCCCUGGCGUGACGCGAGAGCAGUAUGCCACCCACAUGCGGGACGUCGUCAUGGCUAUGCUCGGACUCUCCCACACCAUGAAUACCAAAGUGGGCAAUGAGUUCAUCCGCGGCGUGUCUGGUGGUGAGCGCAAACGAGUUAGUAUCGCAGAGACUAUGCUCUGUGGUAGCCCGCUCCAAUGCUGGGAUAAUAGCACCAGAGGCUUGGACAGCUCAACGGCCCUGGAGUUUGUCAAGUGUCUUCGUCUGUCCACCGAGUACACUGGAUCCACCGCAAUUGUCGCCAUCUACCAAGCCAGUCAAGCGAUCUACGAUUGCUUUGAUAAAGCAAUUGUGCUUUAUGAAGGUCGUCAAAUCUACUUUGGCAGUGCAUCUGACGCCAGACGCUUUUUCAUCGAAAUGGGCUUUGAUUGUCCGGACCGACAGACCACCGCCGACUUCCUGACCUCUUUGACCAGCCCAACGGAACGGAGGGCACGAAAAGGCUUCGAACAUUUAGUGCCCCGCACCCCCGAUGAGUUCGCAGAACGAUGGCAACAGAGCGCCGAGCGGAAACAACUUCUUGCUGAUAUCAAGGCAUUCCGUAACGAGUUCCCGAUUGGUGGCAACAAACAAGAGGAGUUCUCCCGCUCUCGUGCCGCUGAGAAGGCCAAAGCAACCCGCGCAGCGUCCCCUUAUACCCUGUCAUAUCCUAUGCAGGUCCGCCUCUGUCUUCACCGGGGUUUCCUGCGGCUCAAGGGUGAUAUGAGCAUGACGCUAGCCUCAGUGAUCGGUAAUAGCAUCAUGUCGCUCGUUAUUGCCAGUGUGUUCUACAAUUUGGAUGGCACAACGAAUAGUUACUUCUCACGAGGUGCCCUCCUGUUUUUCUCGAUCUUGCUGAACGCCUUCGCAAGUGCACUGGAAAUCCUGACCCUCUGGCAACAACGUCCGAUUGUGGAAAAGCAUGACAAAUACGCACUGUACCAUCCGUCUGCAGAAGCCAUCAGUGCUCUGAUUGUCGACCUUCCCUCAAAAGCACUCGUCUCGGUGGCCUUCAACUUGAUUCUCUACUUCAUGACCAAUCUUCGCCGGACCCCUGGGCAUUUCUUCGUAUUCUACCUCUUCUCAGUAACGACAACGUUGACCAUGUCCAACAUCUUCCGGUGGAUUGGCGCUAUCUCACGGUCAUUAGCGCAGGCAAUGGUCCCGUCGUCUAUAUUCAUGAUGAUUCUCGUUAUCUACACUGGAUUCACCAUUCCGGUGAAGAAUAUGCAUCCUUGGUUCCGUUGGCUCAAUUACCUGAACCCGAUCGCUUAUGCUUUUGAAUCUUUGAUGAUCAACGAGUUUAGUGGUCGGGAUUUCCCAUGUGCACAGUAUAUGCCUUCUGGCCCUGGUUAUGAGAAUGUACCCAUGAGCUCGAAGGUUUGCGUGGGAAACGGCGCUGUGGCCGGCCAGGACCACAUCAACGGCGAUGCGUACAUUAACACCUCCUACCAGUACUACAAGGAGCAUUUGUGGCGCAACUAUGGUAUCAUCGUGGCCUUCUUCUUCUUCUUCCUGUUUGCGUAUGUCAUAUGCAGCGAAUUGAUCCGGGCCAAACCUUCCAAGGGAGAAAUCCUUGUAUUUCCUCGGGGGAAGAUCCCGACGUUUGCGAAGAAAGCGGCCGCGCCUGGAGACCUGGAGACAGCGCCCACGUCCGAAAAGCAAUCAUUGGAUACUGGAAGUAGUGACCACACCGCGUCUCUUGCCAAACAAACAGCUAUCUUCCACUGGCAGGACGUCUGCUAUGACAUCAAGAUCAAAGGAGAGACUCGGCGUAUCCUUGACCAUGUUGAUGGUUGGGUCAAGCCGGGAACCCUGACUGCUUUGAUGGGAGUGACCGGAGCCGGCAAGACGUCCCUUCUUGAUGUUCUGGCCAAUCGCAUUACCAUGGGGGUGAUUACGGGUGAUAUGCUAGUAGAUGGACGUCCGCGAGAUGACUCUUUCCAACGCAAGACUGGGUAUGUCCAGCAGCAAGACUUGCACCUUGAAACAAGCACUGUUCGUGAGGCUCUGAUAUUCAGUGCAAUCCUCCGUCAACCUUCAAGCGUGCCGCGCAAAGAGAAACUGGCAUAUGUGGAAGAGGUAAUCAAGAUGCUGAACAUGGAAGAAUAUGCUGAGGCAGUGGUGGGUGUGUUAGGCGAAGGCCUUAAUGUUGAGCAGCGAAAGCGCCUGACCAUCGGAGUUGAGAUUGCUGCUAAACCCGACCUACUGCUCUUUUUCGACGAACCCACGUCUGGAUUGGACAGUCAGACUGCCUGGUCAAUCUGUUCUCUUAUGCGAAAGCUAGCCGACCAUGGGCAGGCGGUUCUUUGCACGAUCCAUCAGCCGUCUGCCAUCCUGAUGCAACAGUUUGAUCGGCUCCUCUUCCUCGCGAAGGGCGGCAAGACGGUUUACUUUGGAGAGCUUGGCGAGAAUAUGGAAACCUUGAUCAGAUACUUCGAGAACAAGGGUUCCUCUAAAUGCCCUCCGAAUGCUAAUCCCGCAGAGUGGAUGCUGGAGGUCAUCGGCGCUGCUCCAGGGUCACAUGCCGAUCAAGACUGGCCGGAGGUGUGGAACCUAAGCCCAGAGCGUAUGGAAGUGCGCCGGGAACUGGCAACGAUGAGAGAAGAGCUAUCUAAGAAACCGUUGCCUCCUCGCACGAAGGAGUAUGGAGAAUUUGCGAUGCCUCUGUGGACGCAGUUCCUCAUUUGUCUGCAGCGAAUGUUCCAGCAGUACUGGCGGACCCCUUCCUAUAUCUACUCCAAGGCUGCGAUGUGUAUAAUUCCGCCCCUGUUUAUUGGUUUCACGUUCUGGAGAGAGCCCCUCAGUCUACAGGGAAUGCAGAACCAGAUGUUUUCUAUUUUCAUGCUGCUUAUCAUCUUCCCCAACCUUGUUCAGCAAAUGAUGCCGUACUUUGUGACGCAACGUGCGUUGUAUGAAGUGCGGGAGCGCCCCUCCAAGGCGUAUUCGUGGAAGGCGUUCAUGAUGGCUAGUAUUCUCGUUGAAUUGCCGUGGAACAUCCUGAUGGCGGUGCCGGCUUACUUUUCGUGGUACUAUCCCAUUGGGCUGUACCGCAAUGCACCCCCUGGCGAAACUGUUGACCGGGGCGGCACAAUGUUCCUGCUCAUCUUGAUCUUCAUGAUGUUCGCCUCCACAUUCAGCUCGAUGAUCAUCGCGGGUAUUGAGCAUCCAGAUACUGGCAGUAAUAUUGCGCAGAUGAUGUUUUCCCUCUGCCUUAUCUUCAACGGUGUGCUUGCGAGCCCUAAAGCUCUUCCAGGCUUCUGGAUCUUCAUGUACCGAGUCUCUCCGUUUACGUAUCUAGUAAGCGCGGUGUUGAGUGUGGGGUUGGCAGGGAAUGAGGUCAAGUGCGCCGACUACGAAAUUCUGCAUAUCCCCCCUCCCGAAGGACAGAACUGUUCUAGCUUUCUCGGGCCGUUUGUGCAGAUGGCGCACAGUACGCUGUUGACCCCUGAGAGCACAACGGACUGUCAGAUGUGCACCCUGCAGUCGACAGACCAAUUCCUCGCCCAGCUCAGCAUGAGUUUCGACGACCGGUGGCGCAACGUGGGCUUGUUGUUUAUUUAUGUGGUCUUCAAUGCCGUGGCGGCGGUAUUCCUCUACUGGCUGAUUCGGGUGCCGAAGAAGUCGUCGGUCAAGGAGAAGAAGGAUUAG